Messenger RNA from Cryptomeria japonica (Japanese cedar), 1886 nucleotides. RefSeq lists its product as uncharacterized. Gene Ontology annotation, molecular function: protein binding. NCBI's taxonomy places the organism in Eukaryota, Viridiplantae, Streptophyta, Pinopsida, Cupressales, Cupressaceae. Bases 620 to 1681 code for a protein of 353 amino acids. The record is from RefSeq and is a predicted model, not a curated record. The transcript has a single exon.
UUUUGCUAUUUGUCGAGGCAGGCCAGAAAUUGUUUUUAUUUCGCAGUUAACAAGAUCGAUCGACAAUUCAGAUGAUGUCAUCCUUGAUUGCUCUUCUCUGUUCGCCAACGCCGACAGUGUUUGCACCAGUACCCAAGCUUUCCCCAAUUCGAUCAUGGCGGGGGUUCAGUUUCAGAUUCUUCCAAUUGUUAAAACCCUUGCGUCAGCAAUCUCUGCGAUCAGAUACAUUCCUUGAAUUCCAAUUAUUUCUCCUUUCCCUAGCCAAUCCUAUGCUCUUCCCAGCGAAUAGUUUGCUGCUCUUCCUUACCCAUACUAAAUCUAAAGUUAUUUUGUUUUGUGCAGAGGAUUCGAUCCAUCAAAGUCGUUCAGAAUUCGAGUUUUAAAUUAUUGCAAUCUCUUAUAUAAAGACGGAAUGUCCACAUCCAAUGACUGUUUCAAAGUUGAAAUUUAUUGCCCGCGUUCAUGACUUUUUAUGGUUCCAGAUGUGACAGCACCUUUGUUUUUACUAAAAUUUCUUGCAGGGGAAGCAAAGACCGUGUGGAAGACGAUAUGCGAAUUGGGGCAAAAUGGUCUAUAAAUACAUUUGAGAAAUCUCCAGGUCUUUACAAGACAAGAAAAGAUGUUGUGGCUUGCGCGACUGCCUUCAAAUUCCAGACGAGGGCAGCAACUGGAACUGGUGAACACAAUCUUCCCGGUUGGCCAGAACGGUGUAUUUGAAAGCAUCUGCCUUAUACAGACCAGAGAUGCUUUCGACACAGGGAGAGUACAGUGGCUCUCAAGGCCUGUCUCUGACAAGCAAUUUCUCUCUCUGGUAGUUCCCCAAACCGGAGGGCAAAUUUCUGUAAUUUCUAUUUCGCCCUCUUCAGGUCAAGUUCUGGCUCUGGUGCGCAAUUCUGAGAACCAGAAAAGCCUUUCGAUAUAUUCCCCUGAUUUCAACGGCUGGAAACCCCUGCCGCCCAUGAUUGUGUCGAGAGAUCUGAAUUCCUUUUCCGGCGCUGUCAUCGACGAUUUCCUCUACGUUGCCGGCGGCUUUCCAACCAAGGGUUCCGGCACGAUGAAGUUUAGGGAAGCCGAGAGGCUCGAUCUGCGGACCAACCAGUGGGAGAGGAUCCCUGAAAUGAAACAGUCUAAUGCUCUCCGCAAGGGUUUUGCCAUGGACGGUUAUUUCUUCGUCAUACCCUCGUUUAUCAGUUCUCAUCCACUGUUUUGCGCCGCGGAGAGGUUCGAUCCCGCGACCAACCUCUGGACAUUUAUUCCCGAGUUCCUGCCGCAGGACAUCGAACGCUUUACAGUUGCCGUCUUGAAAAAUGAGCUCUAUUUGUUAAAAUGGUCCAGGGUGGAACCCUGUGGAGGGCUUCUGAAGUACGAUAAAUCUACAGGUGGCUGGAUUUUUAUAGACAGGGUUCCCGAUUUUGACAGUAAAUUUUGCUCCAAGAAGCAGCUUUGCCCCGUUGGGACUGAAUUGUGGAUUGUGGACUGUCACCACUCUGAGUUAUUGUGUGAAUGUAAUAAGGUCUUUUCUGAGAAUUCUGCCUGGCAUGUGUUUGAAGGGCCGUCAUUCUGGCCUGCUCAGUUGGAGAACAUCAAUGGCGUAGAGCCUCGCAAAUUUGUUCAUGCCUGCAAAAUUGGUGUUGAAGGAGAGACUCCUAUCUGGCGAACUAUUCCGAUCUUCUGUCUGUGAUUGUGACUAUGGGUGCCAUUGAUACACCAUUGCUUUAGCUCCAGGUUACUAUUUUUUUGUUUUUCGUCCAUAAUGUUUAGUUGCAGAUUAAAUUUUCUUGUAAAUAUGUUAAGUUCAAUGGCUGAGAAAGAGAAUUUAAUGUUUGUGUCUGCAUAUUUAAAGAUAAAUAAGAGCUUAAUGAUAUCAAGUUUUCACAAGUAAUAAA